UAAACAAAACAUAAAGCAUGGUUUACAAACUAGAACUAUAAUGCUUCACAUAAUUGAAUGAGAAGUACAUAAUUUUUCUGGACCAAGGGCCACAGUAUGUUGAGGGCUCACUUGAGAAAAGUCACAGACAGGGCCAGAAGCAAAACUAAAUUUGAUUUGAUUUACAGUUAAACUUAACAUCAUUAAUAUGCUACUAAAACCAAACAGACUACAUGAUGAGGUAACAUGAUAGAUUAUUCCAGUCAGUAUUACUGUAAAUGGUUGAAAACUAGCACUAAACCAUUUUUUUUGUUAUUGUUUUGGUUUCUAGUAUUAAUCCAGCCAAUGGAAUUUAUAAAUCAUUUUUAAGGCUUUAAUCUACAAGCCAUUAUGGCUUCUUUAAUAAACCAUGCUUAAAAGAAAUGAUGCUUGGCACAAUAUAUAAACCCAUCUCUAUUUAAUAUAAAACAAAUGAAUAUAUUUCUGUAUAUGUAUGUUCAUGUAUGUAAAGUGCUGGAGGGUAAGAAUAUAUGCCAACCUUAUCUGGGCUUGGGAGCCUAGCAGGGUCAGACCUAGUUAGUUUGUGGAUGGGAGACCACCAAAACAUCCCGGGGCUGUAGGCUAAGCUGGGAAGCAGAAAAAGCAUCCUUGAGAUAAUGGAAACCGCUUCUGUGCUGCUGCCAUAAAAAUCAUCUGGAAGUGUCCACAAAAGAACCAGCAACUGAUCUUAUCUGAAGGAGAUUUUGCCAUGUUAACAACAUAUGCAUUGGACCAUACUAAAGCUGCCAUAUUGUAAACAUAUUGUAAAGCAAGAUCCUGCAGCCACUGAUCAGUCCUUGCAAAAAAUUCAGCCUUCCACAUUCUGCUUAGUGCAGAGUAAAGAUGCCCCACAACCACAUGUAAAGGACAGGGAUGUGUAGGGAGGGCUCGUAAGGCUUGGCCCCCGGGAUAAAGAGUCCUAUUCAGAUUACGCCCGUUCGCCACCAGAAAAGCGCCAGAUGAGAAGGACGCGGAAGUUAUCAAUCGAAGACAAACUUCCGUAGAGAGGAGGAUGGUACGACGAGCACCAAAUCAUCGCUCAGCAGAGUCUGUUUCUAGUUCCUUCGACGAGCGCCGAAUCAUCGCUCAGCACAGUCACUUUCUGGCUCCCUUCGACCGCUGGGUAGAAGGCGGUUGCUUGGAGCGACGCGGCCGGUGAGAGGGGAGGGGCAAGCCGAGGGGAGAGCCCUGCGUCAUGUCAAGGUCGCGAGGGUCAAGGAGGCGGGUCCUCGGUAGCCCAAACCCACCAUAACAACGACGGCGAUUCCCCGGAGCCGCGUCUUCGUUGCGGCCUCCUGUGCCGCCACCUUUGCGGAGGGGCCUCUGCGGCGCCGGGGGGAGGGAGCGCGGGGGAACGCCCGCAAUUCGACGCCAUGAAGCUCCGCGUACGGCUGCAGAGGCAGACGGCCCCGCUGGAGUUGCCAGAGGCGGAGCCACGGCUGGGGGAUUUGCGUGCGCACCUUGGCCAAACCCUCUUGCCCGCUUGGGGUUACAGUUCUGACAUCAAAUUUGCAAUAACAUUGAACAACAAAGACUCCCUUACUGGAGAUGAGGAAACGCUAGCAUCAUUUGGGAUUGUUUCAGGAGACUUGAUAUGUUUGAUAUUGGAAGAUGCUGAAGCAGAAUCAAGAGUAUUUCCAACUCACACCUCAUCCCUGUGUGCACAACAGAAUAAUCAUGAACCAUCCACUUCAGCCAUAUGUCACAACCAAUCCAAAAUCCUAGACAGUGAAAGACACUAUGGACAUCUAUCAGGCUAUAAAGUUCAAGAUAAUGUUCAGAUGAGUGACAAUACGGCAGAAUCCAGCCAAGCAUUUGCUUCAGAGGCUGUAUCUGAUGAUUUUGAUCUUCAAGAAGCUGCAGGUUCUUAUCCUUCGGAGCCAAUGCUUUGCUCUGAAGCUACAGAUGGGCAAGUACCACACUCUCUUCAGACCCUGUACCAUUCUGCAGAAUGUACCAGUGCCAAUGAUGCCUUGAUAGUUUUGAUCCAUCUUAUUAUGAUGGAAACAGGAUAUAUACCUCAAGGAACAGAGUCAAAGGCAACAAGAAUGCCUGACAAAUGGCGGAGCAGAGGUGUUUAUAAGCUACAGUAUGCUCACCCUCUCUGUGAAAAUGGCUUUGCUGCCCUUACUUGUGUGCCUUUGGGGGACCUUAUUGUUAUCAAUGCAAUGUUGAAGAUUGACAUUGACAUCAAAAGUGUGAAGAGAUUGCAGCUUCUGCCAGCUGCUUUUAUCUGCUUUGAAGACUCAGGAAAUGUUGCAGGUGUGUAUAAGGACCUUCAGAAGCUCUCUUGUCUCUUUAAAGAUCGAUUGGUAUACCCCCUUCUGGCUGCUGCUCGGCAAGCGUUGAAUCUACCAGAUGUGUUUGGCCUGGUGGUUCUUCCCUUGGAGCUGAAACUCCGGAUCUUCCGGCUCUUGGACUUUCGCUCAUUAAUUUCUUUGUCUGCUGUUUGCCAUGAUCUUUAUGCUGCUUCAAAUGAUCAGUUAUUGUGGAGAUUCAUAUAUUUGCGAGAUUUUAGAGAUCCUGUUGCCAGAUCUCGAGACACAGAUUGGAAAGAACUGUACAAGAAGAAACUGAAGCAGAAGAAAGAUGCACUAAAGUGGAGGCACAUGAUGUUUCUGCCCCCUCCUCCCCUCCCCAUGCCAUUUCAUCCCAGUCCACUGUAUCCCAAUCCUUUUUCUCCUAAUCCCCUUUAUCCCCCUGUUAUCAUUGGUGGUGAGUUUGAUGAAAGGCCAGCACUCCCCUACAUUGGUGAUCCAAUAAGCUCCCUCUUUCCUGGCCCUGCUGAGCUUCCAAGUCAGUAUCUUCCUCUCACCCCACACUUAGAUCCAUUCCCCACUUUGCCAUAUUUUGAUCCAUUUGUGUCAUUUCAAGAACCCAAUCCAACACUCCCAGGAAGAGCCAGUCGGAGCCGCCCAAUUGAUAGUCGCCGUGCAUUCAUAUGACAACUCUUUCAGUCUUGCCUAUAAAGUUUAAACCUCUCUUUGUGGGCUUACUUUAAAACUGUAGUAUACUUCAGCUUCAGAGCUAUGAUGUCUACUGUUUUAAAAUUAUGGCAAUGCAUACCUACUAUAGCAUCUUGAUUCCACAAACUUGGGCCCAACAAUUCAGUGCAAACAAUUUGUCCUGUCUCCCUUGGAAAUGGAGAUCCUUUUUGCAAGAAUAUUGUGGGACACUAUUCUUUUCAUUUUCAGUGGCAGGCUGCUUCUUAGAAAGUAAAAUGAAGUUCGCUUUUGUUGCAUCAGAUAAAAAGCACUUUAAAAUACAAUGAUGCUUGUCUGGGUUGUUUUAAUUUUUAAAUCUGCCAUUUAAAUAUCUCUGCUAUGUUCUUUUCUCCCAGUAAUUAGCCUGACUAAAUGCUUUUUCUGUUCUAUGCAAUAUCUGACAUGUGGAAGGCACAGGCUGCGAAGAUACCUGAUUUGAUUCUUCUUCAGACACUUUAUACUGAUUGAGAGGUUUUUUCCCCCUCUUUCUCUUUAUUACUUGAAAAGCAAUGUUGGUAUUAGGGAUUUCAAAGCACAAAGAAUACUGAGUUAAAAUUAUUAUUUUUUACACAUGAGAGAAUAAGACAUUGAACUGUUCACCUUACAAACAGUUGAAUAAUAACAUGCUACAGUACAACCCAGAAGAUGAGAAAUGGUGACCAAGAAUGUCGAAAGCUCUGGCAAAAAGUUGCUGCCUUUCUAUCCCAAUUGCUCUCUGGUAAAUAUCUGCAGAAUGUACCCUAAGUACUUUGUGAAAU
Python bivittatus (Burmese python) is the source of this 3760-nucleotide messenger RNA. It is a transcript of the gene FBXO7, whose product is annotated as F-box protein 7. Lineage: Eukaryota; Metazoa; Chordata; Lepidosauria; Squamata; Pythonidae. The record is from RefSeq and is a predicted model, not a curated record. Gene Ontology annotation, molecular function: protein kinase binding. Gene Ontology annotation, biological process: positive regulation of autophagy of mitochondrion.